Molecule: messenger RNA, 2028 nt
Organism: Brachypodium distachyon (stiff brome)
Lineage: Eukaryota; Viridiplantae; Streptophyta; Magnoliopsida; Poales; Poaceae
Exons: 14
Coding region: 21-1583 (520 amino acids)
Biological process (GO): nucleotide transport
Cellular component (GO): membrane
Molecular function (GO): ATP:ADP antiporter activity
Source: RefSeq, a predicted model, not a curated record
AGUGAAGAAGAGCGGGGGAGAUGGGUGGCAGCAGCGUGAGGCAGAGGCGAGUCAACUCCAAUUGGCCGGAGGAGGAGGAGGCGAGGGCGAUGUGGACGGCGGCGGCGCAGACGACGGCGACCCACCGGCUCCGCGCGCGCGCCGAGGCGGCGGUGGCGGCGCUGGUGGCCGUCCGCCCGCACGAGAUCCCCGCGCUGACGAGCGCCGCCUCCACCUUCUUCUUCAUCCUGAGCGCCUACUUCGUGGUGCUGCCGCUGCGGGACGAGGGGGCAAUCUCGCUGGGCCUCGGCGCGCUCCCGGGACUCUUCGCCGGCUCGCUGCUGCUCACCGUGCUCGCCGCCCCAGUCGCCUCCCUGGCCUUCUCCCUCCCCUCCCUCCCCAAGACCAAGGCUUUGGUUUUGAUACACAGGUUCUUCAGUAUCUCCCUUCUUGUAUUUUUUGUGCUUUGGUUUGCCUCUAAACCUGGCUCCCAAUCUAUCUCCCAGUCAAGUGAAGAUAGUUCAAAUAAACCUGCCGGGUGGGGAAACCACAGCUGGUUCUACAUAGCAGUGAGAAUAAGCUUCUUUCUUUGGGUUGCUUUACUUAAUCUCCUUACGAUAUCAUCCACUUGGGCAAGGGUUAUUGAUGUCAUGGACAGUGAGUCAGGUUCAAGAUUAUUUGGUUUUAUUGGGGCUGGUGCUACGCUAGGGCAACUCUUUGGUUCGUUGUUUGCCGCAAGCAUGGCGUGGAUGGGACCCUUUCUGCUCCUUUUUUCCUCCCUCUUGAUGGAACUUGCUGCAUUGUCAUCAAAAGGAAUAUGCAUUGAUGUUAGUAAUGUUUCAACAGAGCUGCCAUCAACAGGAGCAGAACAAAGUCCAAAUACUGAGCCUGGUGAUGAAAUGUCUUCACUGGUCACUUCACCUAGAACACCUUCCCAAUCUCAAAAGUCCAAACCUGGGUUUUUUGUGAUGUUUGAAGGUUUCUGGCUGAUCAUGCGUUCCCCCUACCUGAUAUACAUAUCUCUAUUUCUAUGGCUGAGUGCAGUUAUCUCAUCCUUCUUUUACUUCCAGAAAGUAACGAUAGUUGCCACUACAAUAUCAAGCCCAACUGCCAGAAGGAGAACAUUUGCACUGAUAAACAGCUUUAUAGCAGUCUUUAUUCUUGCCGGGCAGCUCACUUUGACGGGACAUAUCCUUACAGUAGCUGGUGUAACAGUUGCUAUUUGUGCAUCUCCAUUCAUUGCUGCCUCAAAUCUGGUUGCCCUUGCCGUAUGGCCAACUUGGGUUGCUGUGGCUGUCACUGAAACAAUUCGAAAGGUAACUACUUAUGUUUUGACAAGACCGGGAAGGGAGUUAUUAUUCACUGUUGUUUCACAGGAUGAGAAGUACAAGGCCAAGGUCUGUAUAGAUGUUAUCGUUCAAAGGCUUGGUGAUGCAACAGCUGCUGGAAUUUACAGGUUCCUGUUCAGUAGUCUUGAGAAGCAAACAUCCAUGGCCAACCUCUAUGCUUUGCCGCUCUGCUUCCUGUGGCUUCUCACCGCAUUUCAUUUGGGACGGCUUCAGACAAAUCUUGCCAAGCUUCAGGCAGCUUCUGACCCAUCGUAGCUCCUCCUAAACAGGAUUCUGACUUGAUACAGGUAAUUGCUUCCAGAAUGCGGAAACACGGAAGGGCAGAAAGUCGGGUUGCUGCCCACAUUGUUUUGGUCUACACGUUUCGAAGGAACUGCAAAUUGACAGAGCCUUCGGAUAUAACAGCUGAGAUAACUACAGCAAGAGUCAACAUAGAGGAAGAGAGAAAUAGUAUAUCAUAUAGAAAAAAGGGGUAAUGUAACAGCUUGAUGUAGAUUAAAACAAUGCGCGAUGCCAAAUCUUUGCGCCCACUUUUAGUUAAUUCAUUCAUUCAGUUGAUCCGAUAGAAUUAUGUCACGCAAACUGUAAGAUGUGCCAAUGCAGUGUUCAUGUGGAAGUAGGUCUGGAUUUGUUGGGCACUAUGCUAAAUGAAAAAAAAAACUCAAUACAAUGUAGCCCUGCAAUAUACUGUCACGCACAA